Molecule: messenger RNA, 11018 nt
Organism: Lagenorhynchus albirostris (white-beaked dolphin)
Lineage: Eukaryota; Metazoa; Chordata; Mammalia; Artiodactyla; Delphinidae
Gene: SHROOM4
Product: shroom family member 4
Exons: 9
Coding region: 454-4695 (1413 amino acids)
Biological process (GO): actin filament organization
Cellular component (GO): cortical actin cytoskeleton; adherens junction; apical plasma membrane
Molecular function (GO): actin filament binding
Source: RefSeq, a predicted model, not a curated record
UGCUGGCUGGUUUCUGGAGCAGCGUCUUCACUCCUAUCCAGCUCUUGACACUGGCUUUCAUUCCCUAAGGCUGUGGCCUCCUCUAGGCCCAACCAGGCUGAUGGCCAUACCUUGCCUUCAGUGCUACUCCUUUCUGUUCUUGGAACUGGGACCUGGCUGUGCUUGAGCCCCUUGAAUCACACUCAGGGGCUUGGGCUGAUGGCCCCUCUUGUCAAGAGGACUUAAAGGAAGACAGAUGGGUUUCUGCUAAAGGAGGAUCCAGCCUGCAGAAAGAAGCCCAGGGGGCUGGCUGGAGGGGUUAUUGAGGAGCAUCUGAGCUGGCUGGAUAACCAGCUCUCUCCUAAGCCAUCUCCCCAUCCUGGGCAACUUCUAUGGAGGAACGCCCCCGUCAGUAGGCCACAUUCAUGGCAUGUGGCCAAGCUGCUGGAGGGAUGCCCUGAAGCAGCCACCAACAUGCACUUCCCUUCUGAAGCCUUCAGCUUGUCCUGGCAUUCCGGCUGCAACACGAGUGACGUGUGUGUGCAGUGGUGUCCACUCUCCCGGCACUGCAGCACUGAGAAAAGCAGCUCCAUUGGCAGCAUGGAGAGCCUGGAGCAACCAGGCCAAGCCACCUAUGAGGGCCACCUCUUGCCCAUUGACCAGAGCACAUACCCCAAUCAGCGUGACUCAGCCUAUAGCUCCUUCUCGGCCAGCUCAAAUGCCUCUGACUGUGCCCUUUCCCUCAGGCCAGAGGAGCCAGGCUCUGUGGACUGCAUCAUGCAAGGCCCAGGGCCAACCAAGGCCCCUAAUGGCCAGCUUAAUGUGGCCGAAACCUCAGGAGGUGGCCGGCAUACCAGUGGGAGCCACUUGACUCCUAGCUCCCAGAUAUCAUCCCGUCCACAGGAGGUCCACCACUCAGGGCCUGCCAAGGCUGCCAGGGGUCCACCACAACCUCCAGUGAGGCGAGACAGUCUUCAGGCCUCCAGAGCCCAACUCCUCAGUGGAGAGCAGAGCAGGGCUUCUGAGCUUGUGGACUCCUUGCAACAGACGGAGAAACCUAGCUUGGACACCAUGCUAUCCCCAAGGAACCCUAACAGGUUCUGCUGCCUCAGCGGGCAAGACCAAGUGACAAAUGAGGGCCAUCAGAACUGUGAGCUCAGCCAACUUCCUGAAUCCAGCCAGAAGGGCUCUGAGCAUCUACUGAUGGAGGCCUCGGCCAAAGCUGUUGGAUUCCCAAAAGCAUAUGACAAAGCUUCCAGCACAGAUUCCAGCCCACUUAACCAGGCUUCAGCAGAACUAGCUAAGGCUUCUUCUUUUGGCAGUCCUCCACACCUCACAGGACAUCGCCAUAGUGCCCCUGAAGAGCUACUGGCGUCCCACUUGCAGCAUGUGCACCUUGAUACUAGGGACAGCAAGGGGACGGAGCUUCCAGCUGGGCAGGAUGGGCAGGAGUGGACUCUAUCCCCUUUGCACAGUAGCCACACAGGCAAGAAAAGCCCAUGUCCCCCUGCAGGAGGAACCCAGGACCAGCCCAGCAAAGAAAGAAAGACCAGGCCAAUGGAUGAUAGACUUCUGGGUUCGGGGCAUCAGAGCCCAAGCAGUUCCCCACAUGGAGAGGCUGAUGGACAUCCUCCAGAAAGAAGUUUCCUGGACCCAAACAGAGCAAGCAGAGCUGACAGUGAAUUGGCCAGCCAGCAGUCCUCUGCCUCUGGCUCCCUUGUUCAACAAACCACUAAAGUAGCUGGCCGCACAGAGACAACUGAAGAAGGGGACAGUGAGCCCAAGGAGUGUGGCCAGGUGGGUGGUAGGCGAAAUGGAGGGACCCGGGGCCGCUCAAUACAAAACCGGCGGAAGAACGAACGUUUUGCUACCAAUCUACGUAAUGAAAUUCAGAGGAGGAAGGCCCAGCUCCAGAAAGGCAAGAGUCCCUUGUCACAGCUGUGUGACACCAAGGAGCCAGUGGAAGAGACCGAGGAGCGCCUAGAAAGUCCUCCACUUCCUGCCUCUAACUCAUCCCUUCUAUCUUCGUAUAAAAAACCACCUAGCCCCAGAGACAAGCUCUUCAACAAGAGCAUGAUACUCAGGGCUAGGUCUUCAGAGUGCCUCAGCCAAGCCCCUGAGGGCCAUGAAUCUAGGACGGGCUUGGAGGGACGAAUGAGCCCUAGCCAGAGACCUGGCCAGUCCUCUUUGAGCCUGAACACCUGGUGGAAAGCAUCUGACCCAUCCUCCUCAGACUCUGAAAAAACAAAUGUUCACCGUGGAGUCCGUGGAGGUCACUGGAGAUGGUCGCCAGAGCACAACCUGCAGCCACAUGUGGCACUAGCCGUGGAAAACUCUUCCAACCCAGGUGACAAGGAAUUGAAGGCUUCUACUGCCCAAGCUGGGGAGGAAGCCAUCCUCUUGCCCUUUGCAGACAGAAGAAAGUUCUUUGAAGAGAGUAGCAAAUCCUUAUCGACAUCUCAUUUGCCAGGUUUAACCACUCAUAGCAAGACUUUUACCCAGAGACCAAAACCUGUUGACCAAAACUUCCAGCCAAUGAGCUCCAGCUAUAGGGAAUUGAGGCGCCAUCCCAUGGACCAAUCAUAUCACUCCACAGACCAACCCUGUCAUGCCACAGACCAAUCAUAUCAUUCCAUGUCACCCCUUCAGUCAGAAACUACCACUUACAAAGAAUGUUUUGCAAGCAAAGGUCUAGAACAAUCCAUGUGUUGUAAGCCACUACACUGUGGUGAUUUUGAUUACCGCAGGACGUGCUCUUACUCCUGCAAUGUCCAGGGAGCUGUAGUCCAUGACCCUUGCAUUUAUUGUUCUGGGGAAGUCUGCCCUGCUUUGCGAAAGAGAAAUAUGAUGCCAAACUGCUACAACUGCCGGUGCCACCACCACCAGUGUAUCCGGUGUUCAGCUUGUUAUCAUAAUCCCCAGCAUGGUACCCUUGAGGACAGCAGCUUGGCACCUGGCAACACUUGGAAACCCAGGAAUCCAACAGUGCAGGACUUUCCUGGGGACAAAUGGAAGCCAAUAACAGGAAACAGGAAGACCAGCCAGUCAGGGAGGGAAAUGGCUCAUUCCAAGGCUAGCUUUUCAUGGGCAACCCCCUUCCAUCCUUGCUUUGAGAACCCAGCACUGGACUUGUCAAGCUACCGAGCAAUCUCUUCUCUUGACCUCCUUGGAGACUUCAAGCACUCCUCAAAAAAACCAGAGGAAACCUCCGUUUAUGAAGAGGAGAGCUCCCUAGCCUCCAUGCCCCGCCCACUGCGGGGCCGGGCCUUCUCAGAGAGCCACAUCAGCUUGGAUCCUCAGAGCUCCCGGGCCUGGGGGCAGCAUAGGAAGGAGCUCUUUACCAAAGUUGUUGAGAUCCAGCCAGAUCCUCUGGGUGCCAGGAAGAAGGCCUUUCCUCCUCCUCGCCCUCCUCCUCCCAACUGGGAGAAGUACAGGCUCUUUCGUGCAGCCCAGCAGCAGCAGCAACAGCAGCAGAAGCAGCAAAAGCAGCAGCGAGAGGAGGAGGAAGAGGAGGAGGAAGAGGAAGAGGGGGUGGAGGAGGAGGGGGAGGAGGAAGAGCUGCCACCCCAGUAUUUCAGUUCAGAAACCACUGGUUCCAGUGCCCUCAAUCCUGAGGAGGUCCUGGAGCAGCCCCAACCCCUGGGCUUUGGCCACCUGGAGGCUUCAAGGCAGGGCUCACAAAGCCUUCCAGCAGAGCAAGAGUCCUGUGCUCUCCAUUCCAGCAAUUUCCUGCCUCAAGUAAGGGGCCAUUUGGGAUCUCAAGCUGAGAAGGCUCUGCCCCCUUGCUAUUAUGGCAUUGGUGGGCUUUGGAGAACAUCAGAGCAGGAGACCACUGAUUCCCCCAAACCAGAAGCUUUGAUGGCAGAAGAGUCCAAACCUAAGCCAGCAUGGAGCCAGAGCUACUUCUUUCCUGAGGAGAAGUUCUCUUUCAUGGGCUGGGGCUCCGAGAAGCAGCACCUCAACCCCGCAGCCUUCAGUGAACCCAAGACAACAGGACAAGAGUUUCAGCACUUCUCACCUCCCCACGGUGCCCCAGGGAUCCCUACCUCUUAUUCAGCUUAUUACAAUAUUUCUGUGGCCAAAGCAGAGCUGCUGAACAAGUUGAAAGACCAACCCGAGAUGGCAGAGAUUGGCCUGGGAGAGGAGGAAAUUGACCACGAACUGGCUCAAAAAAAGGUUCAGCUCAUCGAAAGCAUUGGCAGAAAACUUUCUGUCCUGCAGGAGGCCCAGCGAGGAUUGCUGGAGGACAUCACUGCCAAUUCUGCCCUUGGGGAGGAGGUGGAGACCAACCUAAAAGCCGUCUGCAAAUCCAAUGAGUUUGAAAAAUACCGUUUGUUUAUUGGGGACCUGGACAAAGUAGUCAACCUGUUGCUGUCACUCUCUGGUCGACUGGCCCGUGUGGAAAAUGCUCUCAACAGCAUCGAUUCAGAGGCCAACCAGGAGAAGUUGGUGCUGAUAGAGAAGAAGCAGCAGCUGACAGGGCAGUUGGCAGAUGCCAAGGAGCUGAAGGAGCACAUGGAGCGCCGGGAGAAGCUGGUGUUUGGUAUGGUCUCCCGCUAUCUGCCUCAGGACCAGCUCCAAGAUUACCAGCACUUUGUGAAGAUGAAAUCUGCUCUCAUCAUUGAACAGCGAGAGCUGGAAGAGAAGAUCAAGCUCGGGGAAGAGCAACUCAAAUGUCUCAGGGAGAGCCUACUCCUGGGGCCCAGUAAUUUCUAAUUCCACCAGCAGACUGCCUGCACCAUCCCUGCCCCGCCAUAAUGGGAAGCGCUUUCAAUCCUUGUUAGCACUUUGUUAGCAGGUAGAUAACAGUUAGUUAGCAGUUUGUUCCAUAUUCUCUACCCUGGACGUCUCUCACUACCCCUUAACCUAGCAGUGUUCCCAACCAGCUAAGAGGACCUGGGGAGGCACCAAGCUUCUACCCAAGGGAGUAGAAGCAAGAAGCAGGAGCUGCAGCAAAGUGUGAUCAUACAACCACACUCUCCUUCUCACAGUUUGCAUGGCCAAGCAUUCACCACACACAGGACCAACAAAAUGCCUUCAUUAUCCUUUGUACUAGGACACCAGGAACAUCAUGUACUCAGCCCCACACACACACACCAUCAUCAGCCUUUGAAGUCUCAGAGAGAAGUUGCCUGUGCAGCUCCACUCUUCCCCAGGGCUCGUGGCCCAGCCAUUUCCCACAGAGAUCUGGCUGUCUUGAGGGCAUUCACCUACCACCAGCUUCAGGGCCUCACCCCAGCUUUGCAGUAGGAAGCACAGAAGGAGAAAUGACAUUUAACAGAAUGUGAGCAGAGGUUGGGAAUCACCUGAUGCCCUGCUAGAAGGAGCUAUGCUUAAACAAACUGGCUCUACCCCUGCCUUCCCCAUUACCUAGCUGAGGGGGAGGAGGACUACCUUCAGCCCCAGCUAGUGUGGCCCUCAUCCUGUCCUAAGACUUUGGCCUACCACUUCCUGUUUCAUCUUGCCUUUUCACCGCUGGGAGUUACAGGUGCCUACCCUAAGGGCUUCACACUAUGGGCCAUGAAUAGUUCUACUAAAGCUAACUUCUGGAUACAUGUUUUAUUAUUGGGGGGAGGGGGUUGUUGUUAUAUUUUAAAUGGCCUUUUGAUUUUAUUUAUUUUUAUGUCUUGAUGGUUUUUUUCUGUUUUUUAACUAAUAAGGUAAGAAGAGGGGAGUUGGAGAGGGAAAAGUUAGCCCAGAAGGAAAGCAUUUUCUGCAGAUCAGCCUGAAUUCACCAUGGCUAGGUAAGCAAGUGCCAAGGCCUUGAAUUCUUCCCACCAUAGCUAACAAGUGUCUAAGGAAGGAGUUCUCACUUCGAACUCAGUUUCCCCACUAUGGCCUGGCCAUAUACUUCCCUUGAAGUCUGGAUGACCAUGAGCUUAGAGUUCCCCAACAGGCUUCAACUGCUUCUUAUUUUUUCUUGAAACCAAAGAAAUCUGAAAGGGACAAAGGUUCACCCAUUUCUCUACCAUUUCCAAGCUAAGGAAGGCGUAGAGGUGACCUCAGGAAGAGCUCCUCUAUCUAAUUGUUUUCUUAUCCUGUGGCCUGGCUCGAGUAGCCGAAAUUCAUGGUAGCUGGAAGCUUCAGCCAGGGCCAGCCCGCCAGAGCAAGUUAUAAUCCAGCCAGGAUCUUAGGCACACAAAUAAUGAAUGCUGCUGCUGUGGCCACCCGGUAGCCAGUUUCUAUCCUGGAAAAGCCCUCAGGUGGGUGAUGGCAGGAAGGGAGUUGUGGCCAAAUGCUGCCCUGUUACCCAGCUCAGUCUUCUGUUCCUUGCUAACUGGGGUCCAUGCUUGGUAUUGCACAGCCCUGUGCAGCCAACCCGGCAUUGCCAUCGCUUCUAGUUACUGCUCAGUUCCUCAGGGUCCUUGGAGGUUAACUGUAGCAGCAGGGGUGCCUCAUUCAACCAAAGAAUUUGCCAAGGAACUUUGCUGCUGCUACAAAUACUGGUUGCUAGCUUCCGUUUCCUCUUCAUUGUAUUUGGAAACAAUGGAAGAAUCUUGGCCAGCAGGGUGUCCUGUGGGGAGGGGUGCCCUGAGUAUGCUCACUACACUGCUGCUGUCAGAACCACUGUUAAAAUGUCAACCUGCCAUUCUCCCAUCAAGUGGAGGAUUCUACUCUGUUCAGGAAGGCUGAUGGCUUAUAAAGGGCUAGGUUUACCUAAGCCAAGGUUGCAUGAGAUGGGGGAAUGCUUUGAAUAGAGGCUGUGGUUGCCAUCUUUUUUUUUUUUUUUUUUUUUCUGUAAACAGGCUCUUUAACAGUGAGCAGGCAGAGAUGUCCUGUAUUGGGGAGGAUGAGGCCAAUGUAGCCCAACAUUCUAAUAUUUUUUUUUGCCAGAACAGCUUUUUGGGAAUAUAGCCCAGGGAAAAAAGUGGCCACUUACCUGGACACCAUGACCAUGGUCUGGGCUUUUCUAGUCAGCAUUAGAAUGAUUGUAUCUUAAGUUUAUCAGACUAAAAGUACUAUUAACUUUGUUAUUUGUGUCCCUUAUCCCACCUCCAAUUAUUCUAAAGUUAGGAUCAGAGUACAAGAAUGCUCAUUUUCACACAGAGUUUCCAAAGCACUUAAUACUGUAUUGAGCAGUGAAGCUUGGCAGACAAAGGUGAACUACCAGACAGGCACAGAUGCCCCACAAUGCUGACGUGGCAGGCCCAUCAUGAGUGAUAGCACUGCAAAGCCGCCGGUAUUACCUGAGAUGCAGUAUCUCUUGCCCGUUCUCAUUUCCUGUGCUCAGCCCUCCACCAAGGCCUGCCAGGGAGUAGCAGUUUGGAAGGCAGGGCAAGGGAUUUCCCCGUACAGGCCACAGUGGGUAAUGUGUAAGCACAGUGGUUGAAAUUUAGAGAGGAAUCAGUGUAAGGGGCUCUGGGUAAUUGAGUCUCCUUGAGUCCCACCAGCUGCAGACUCAGCCAGGGUAGAGCAGUAAAUGCUCAAGGGGAAGCCAAGAAAAAGGACAGAAACACUGAAAAAAAAAAGCCCUAGAAAGUGAGAGACUGGAAGCUGAGGAACAGAGAGGGUGAAAAGAUGAAAAGCCUCUUUCAAGGCCAGAUUCAGGUUCUGUUUUCCAUUUCACCUCAUGUGCCAAAAAGCUGCCGAGGGGCACCGGAGCCACAGCCUUAACCCCAGCCUCCCUAAAGGUGCUGCUCUGCCAGUAGCAGGCCCCAAAUAGAGGAAGCUGGGCACAUUUCUGGCCACUUUCUCCUGUCUGAAGCUUGAUGUCUCCCUCUGUCUUUGCCAAAGGAAUUGUCUAUGCCAAUAAUAUUUCUGUAACAGCAUAUUGUAUUCUUUGAAGAUUAGUAGGUCUUUAGAGGGGGGUGGGGCAAGGGGCAAUUUCUAUAGAGAAAGAACCAGUGUUUGUUGUACAGAUGUUGGGGGGGUCAUCUAUCCCAUGUGAAGCUAUUAGUUUUCUGAAUCUUAUUGUUUCUGCGUUUAUGUCCUCCACCACUCCCUUCUUGGCUGACAUUGAUAUGCCUGCCAGAUUGUCAUCGAGGGUCAUACUUCAAUAAAAGGUGCUAAGGACAAAAAAAAAAUUAUCUCACGUGUUUUGACUAAGGUCAUGGAAAUUCCCUAAUAUUCUGCUGAAAAGUAUUGGAAAGGAAUUUGGUCACCUAUCCAUAGUCCUUCAUAGGUAACCGUAUGAUCAGAGCCUUACCCACAUCCCUAAACCCUUACACUGGCCCCUCAGGGAUAGCAUUGAUGCUACACCAUUCAUUAUUCCCAGUACAGUAACUGAGAAUUCAGGAAGAGUCAACAAUAGGCAUGAUCUCAGGUGUAGACCUCAGCAGUAUACAGAGCCCAGUUCUGGAGUCUAUCCUGAUCAGAGGUGAGCCACUUUCUAGACCUCCUCCAAUCUUGAGUUCUCUCUACUAGUAUCAUCUGACUUCUACCUGAUAGUUCAGUCUCACACCUUUACUCUUAGUCACUGAUCAGCUUUCCAAGAUAACCUCAAGAUUUAGACCCAAAUAUACUCCAGGCAGCUCCUCUGACCCUGAAAAUCUUACUUGCCCCCCCAUCCAUACAUUAUUGAUAUCCCAACUGAUCUCCUCCUAUUCCAGAUAUCCAGUGCAGUAGAGUAGAAAGAGCCCAGUUUGGGUAUUAGAGUGAACUGUGUUCAAAUCCUGAUUCUGCAACUUACUUCUUAUUCUAUGAAUCUGGUUUAUUUGCUCAACUUCUGAGUUCACUUUCUUAUCUGUAAAAUGGAAACAAUAAUAUGUAUCUUUCUUACAAGACUGUUGUGGCUUAAAAAUAAUAAAUGAUAGCCACCAGCUAUAUACUAAGAGGUUGUUUGUUAGAAAGGCAGAAUCAAUCCCAGGCUCCACUCGAAACUCAAUGAUAAUAGUCUGCAUUUUAACUAGACUCCCAGGAGAUUCAUGUGCAUAUUAGAAGUUGAGAAGCACCAGCUUAUCACAAAUAGGCUCAGUACAUAGUAACCAUCAUUCGAGUCCUGAUUUACUCAGUUCAUUCUUUUCCAACCCAGACACAUUCUUGCUCUUCUCACAUUGCUCACAACUACCUGCCUAAAUGAGUUUAGCAAGGUCUCAGGAUACAAGGCUGAUAUAUAAAAUCACUUCUGUUUCUAUACACUAGCAAUUAACAAUCUGAAAACAAUUUCAUUUAUAGUAGCAUCAAAAAGAAUAAAAUACUUAGGAAUACAUUUAACAAAAGAAGUAUAAGAAUUUUAUACUGAAAACUAAAAACAUUGUUGAAAGAAAUUUUUAAAAAUCUACAUAAAGGCACUCUAUGUUCAUUGAUUAGAAGAGUUAAUAUUGUUUAGAUCACAAUACUCCUCAAUUGACCCACAGAUUCGGUGCAAUCCUUAUGAGAAUCCCAGCUGGUUUCUUCGCAUAAAUGGAAAAGUCAAACCUAAAAUUCAUAUGGAAUUGCAAGGGACCCAGAAUAGUCAAAACAAUCUUUAAAAAUAACAUAAUUGGAGGACUCACACUUAAUUUCAAAAUCAAAUCUCACUACAGAGCUACAGUAAUCAAGACAGUAUAUGUACAAGGAUAGACAUAUAAAUAAAUGGAAUAACAUUGAGAGUACAGAAAUAAACCCUCAUAUUUAUGGUCACUUAAUUUUCAAUAAUGGUGCCAAGACAAUAAAAUGGAGAAAGAAUAGUCUGUCAACAGAUGAUGCAGGGACAACUGGGUAUCCACAUGGAAAAGAAUGAAGUUGGAUCUCUUCCUUAUACCACACAACAAAAUUAACUUGAAAUGGAUUAUAAAGCUAAAUGUAAGCAUUAAAAUUACAAAAUUCUUAGAAGAAAACAUAGGAAUAAACCUGACAUUGGGUUAGGCAAUGAUUACUUCAGUAGAACUCCAAAAGCACAACUGACAAAAAUAUCAAUAAAUUGGGGGCUUCCCUGGUGGCGCAGUGGUUGAGAGUCCACCUGCCGAUGCAGGGGACAUGGGUUCGUGCCCCAGUCCGGGAAGAUUCCACAUGCCGCAGAGCGGCUGGGCCCAUGAGCCAUGGCCGCUGAACCUGCACGUCCGGAGCCUGUGCUCCACAACGGGAGAGGCCGCAACAGUGGGAGGCCCGCGUACCACACACACACACACAAAAAUCAAUAAAUUGGAAUACAUCAAAACUUUAAACUUUUGUGCUGCAAACAAUGCCAUCAAGAAAGUGAAAAGACAAUCCACAUAAUUGGAAAAGUAUCUAAUAUUGGGCUUUUAUUCAGAACAUGUAAAGGACUCUUACAAUGCAAAAAUAACCAAUUAAAAAUGGGCAAAGACUUUUUAUCAGAAUAGAUGUUUCUCCGAAGAAUAUAUGCAAAUGACCAAUAAGCACGGGGAAAAAUACUCAACACUAAGGAAAUACAAAUCAAAACCACAAUGAGAUACCAGUUCAUACUGACUAUGAUGGCUAUAAUAGAAAAGGCAAACAAUAACAAGUGUUGGUGAGGAUAUGGAGAAAUUGAAACACAUACAUUGCUGGUGGGUAAAAUGUAAAAUGAUGUGGCCAUAUUGGAAAACAAUUUGGCAAUUUCUUUAAAUGAUAAACAUAGACUUUCCAUAUGACUUAGCAAUACCACUCCUAGGCAUAUAGCCAAGAGAAUUGAAAACAGGCAUUCAAACAAAAACAUGUACACAAAUGUUCAAAGCUGCAUUAUUCAUAACAGCCAUAAAGUAGAAACAGCGUAAAUGUCCAUCAGCUGAGGAAGGGAUACACAAACUUUGUUGGGAUAUUAUUCAGCCAUAAAAAGGAAUGAGGUACCGAUACCUGCCACAACAUGGAUGAACCUUGAAAAUGUUAUGCUAAGUGAAAGAAGCCAGUCACAAAAGAUCACAUAUUGUAUGAUUCCAUUUAUAUGAAAUGUCUAGAAUAGGCAAAUCUACAGAGGCAGAAAGCAGAUUAGUGGCUGCCAAAGGCUGGUAGUCUGGGAGAAAUGAUUGCUAAUGGGCAUGGGGUUUCUUUUGGGGUGAUGAAAAUAUUCUAAAAUUAGAUUGUCAUCAAGGUUGCCCAACUCUGUGAAUAUACCAUAAACCAUUGAAUUGUACACUUUAAAUGAGUGAGCUGUAUGGUAUAUGAAUUAUUUCUCAAUAAAA